This is a messenger RNA of Owenia fusiformis, 6580 nucleotides long. The record is from the annotation of a GenBank genome assembly. NCBI's taxonomy places the organism in Eukaryota, Metazoa, Annelida, Polychaeta, Sabellida, Oweniidae.
GAAAAAUGCGCUCAAAUUCAAAGUUUAUUUUGGUUAUCAAAAUUGCCUUUAUUUCCGAAUAUAUCAUAUAAAAUAGAUGGAAUCUUUCAAUAAUUGUUAGUCUUUGAAUUGAGGGAAAAAUCGCUGCUACAGUUGCGAGACAAUUUUUCUGAAAAUGUCGCAUUUGUGGCAGCAUCCUUAUGUGAAUGUAUUCAAGCACUUUGAGAUAGGAUCAUGGAAAAAAUCCAGCAAAGAGGGAGAGGUUGUCACUGUAAUGGAUCGAACCAUCAAGUGUACAGUUUACAAGAUUACUGGCUCUAUACCUGCCAGCAACUACAUCCAGCUUCCAACAACAUUGUCCCAAUCUCUGGGUCUCACAGGACAUUACCUGUACCUCAUGUUUAAACCAAUACCUGGAAAAUAUUUUGUUGUACAUCUUGAUGUUGCAACAGCAGAUAACUUAAUUGUUAGGAUAUCAUUUUCUAACUUAUUUAAAGAGUUUAAGUCAACAUCCACUUGGCUGCAGUUCCCAUUUAUUGUCAGUGCUUCUAAGGGGUCUGUGCAUGCUCAAGCCGCAGUGGGAGCCAAAGAUAUCUCUGGGCCAGCUCCCCUGUCCACAAGAUGGACAAUCCUGUGCUUGGACUUCCAGUACAUUCUGUCGAUGUACCUGAACAGGAAGUACUCCUACAUCAAGAGUGUAAAGCUUUGUGCCAAUAUGCUGGUGAAGAACAUGUUUACAAGUGACUCAGAAUAUGAACCAGGCAUGAAGCUGGAUGAAGUAAAAAAGCUUGGCUUGAAUCUACAUGGUAUAUCCCCCAUGCCAAGGGAAAUGGCAUUUCUUCUACCAAAAACAGAAAAGUGGCAUGAUCAUUAUGACUUGAUAAGAUUUCCAACUGAUGCCAGUAAGAAACCAUUUGAUUCCAUACAACAGGGUAGAGUGAGGGAUAAGAGUCCUCCAAGGACAAAAAAUGGUCCCCCAGGUACUAUUAGCCCAAAGAGAAUUGAUGUGAAACAUGUCGAUACAUCUCGCCAUAAUGCACUAGAGGGAACCUCAAGGAUAAAUACUCUCACAUCUAGACCCAAGUCCAUGAUGAAGCGUUCUGUGACAUCACAGCUUCCUCAAGUUGGAAUAGAUGGCGAUCAGUCAAGUGUAGCAAUGGAUAACACUGGUGAGGUUCAUGUGUUUGCUCACCCAGAGGGUAAGAUUAUGGUACACAGGAAAGACAAACACAAGGCAAAGACAAGCACCACAGUCAUUAACAAAGAGUCUCUUCAUAAGAGUCUUCAGCCUGACCCCAUACUGCAGUUGAGAAGAAUUGUUGGCUUUGGAGGAGCAAGUACUAAAGAUGCGUUAUGGACCAACAGUGGUAGGUCUAUAGUCUACCCAUGCCAUGCUGUAGUGGUCACUAUGCAGAUAGCAAAUGGUGCACAGAGAUUUUUCAUUGGGCAUACUGAUAAGGUGUCGUGUAUCAGUCUGAAUGGAUCCAGUGACAGACUAGCAUCAGGUCAGACAGGAACGCAGAGUGUAGUUAGAGUCUGGGACUUUGAAUCUACACAAUGUCUUGCAAUGUUUAAAACACACUCACAUUCCAUAAAUUGUCUCAGCUUUUCACAUAGUGGAAAUGUGUUGUGUGGUGUAGGAAAAGACAGUCACAGUAAAAAUAUGGUUGUUAUGUGGAACACCUCAUGUGUACAUAAAGGUGGAGAAGUAACAGUUAUGGCCAAGGCACAUACAGAAGUUGAUAUACUUCGCAUGAGAAUUGCAACUUUUGACGAUACAAGAAUGGUAUCAUGCGGGAGGGACAACAUCCGUAUAUGGAGAGUAAAGGAGGGCUCACUGCGCUCUGCCCCAGUGAACCUACAGGAGUACCACUCUAUGGAGUUCACAGAUUGUUGCUUUGAGGCAGGAUACCAACCAUCAAGGGAACCCAAUGAUAGACUUAUAUAUGUGUGCAGUAGAUCAGGACAUAUAUUUGAGAUAAACUACAGAAAGGUUGCCAUCCAUCAUGUGCGGAGACUACUUCCUGUUGAUAAACGCCAUAGAAACAAACGAGAGAAGCAGACCUUCAACUCAUCUAAGGGAAUUUCAAUCAACUCUAUGUGUGUCAAUGAAGCCUUCUGUGUAACAGGCUCAGAUGAUGGCUUCUUACGUUUGUGGCCUCUAGAUUUCGCACAUGUUUAUUUAGAAGCAGAGCAUGAAGGCCCUGUAUCUGCCACAGGGAUGACACAAGAUGGUCUACACAUCCUAGCAGGUACAACAACUGGAAACUUGGGAGUUCUUGAUGUCACCACCAGGGGGUACACAACUCUGAUGAGGUCACACACAGACAAAGUGGUCUCAGUUGCUAUAGACUCAAUACGUAGGCACAUAGCAACCAUAUCUAAAGAUCACACCAUUAGAGUGUGGGAUCUUGACAAUCAGCAGCAGUUGUAUGACUUCACAGCCCCUGAAGAAUGCCCCAGUAAUAUAACAUACCAGCCCCAUCAGCAAGUGUUUGCCUGUGGCUUCCAAAGUGGGUGUGUCAGAGUCUUCAAUGUCGCAUCAACAAGCAUGCUGGCAGAGCACAAGCAACAUAGAGGCUGUGUGAUAGGGCUAGUGUAUUCCCCGAAUGGAGACUACCUCUACAGUGCUGGUUCACUGGGCUCCAUAGCUUUAUAUGAUGCAACAGAGACUGGUUACCCCCUUCUUAGAUUACUAGGAAACACACAUGCCAGAGGUGAAAUAUUUGGACCAGAUGCCCUGGCUGUCAGUCCAGAUGGUCGACAAGUGGCUUUUGUUGGUCCGUCAGAAUUUACAGUAUCUGUGGUCAACUCUAAAACAUUGGAUGAGAUGUUGCGGAUUGACAUCACAUCGCUGAAUACAACAGAUGAUACCCAGAAUGCAAUAGACACAGCAGAGAGGGUGGCCUACACCUCAGCCAAUGUGAAACAUCUCCUUGUUACAACCUCCAGUAACAAACUCCUCAAAUUAGAUGCCAGAAGUGGUAGACUCUUAACAGAGAUUGAGCACAUCCAUCGAGCAAGUUGUACAUCACUCAGUAUAACAGAAGAUGGUCGUCACCUAGCAACCACAGGGGAUAAAGUCAUCAAAAUAUGGGACUAUCACAUGAGAUUGGAUCUCAACUUUCAGGUGUUUAUUGGCCAUUCAGAGGCGAUUCAUAAAGUCAUUUUCACACCUGAUGGCCUUGGACUCAUAUCUGUUGGCGAGGCUAUAUUUCUAUGGGACUUUUUAGCCAACACACAUCAACGUCAACAAGAACAACCUGAGGGUCGGACCCCCCUGAAGAAUUACAUCCCCAGGGUAGAGGAAAAUGAAGAAAGGAUGUCAUCUCACUCUAGAUUGAAAAUGUCUCCAUCGAAAUCAGUCACAUUUGAUGAUAGAACUAUAGGGAGAACUCGUAGCCCUGUUAGGAGGUCUCUCAGUACUGAAUUGGGAGAAAUGCCUCGAAGGAGCCCUCCCAGACCAACAAGCUAUCAACCACCUGGGAAAAUAGCUGAUAUAAGCUCCAUACACCUAGAUGCAGAGGAAUCAGAGAGUGAAGAGGAGGUAUUAUUGGGACCUACCUUACAGGAGGACAAUUCUCAAGAAGACAGUGAUAGUGAUAUGAAUAAGAUUGAAAUAACCGGGAAGGAUAGUUUAGGGCAUAGUCCAAGUAGACAACAGCACCAAAGAUACCAAACACCAACUAAACAACUUGCACCAGCCUUUGGCUCAAGUAGAAAGAAUAAACCAGACAUAGAACAACUUAUGAGACCAUGCGUUAGGAAACAUUUCAUCAAAAGACCAAAAGCGGCAGCUAUAGCACAAAGAAGGUACACUGCUCCACCCAACCAGACUGCAUUGAGGCUUAACUCAAUUGUAGGCUACAAUGGCAAUGGUAGAAACAACAUGGUCUGGAAUGCUGAGACAGGAUUCUUUGCCUACACCAGUGGUAGUGUAGUAAUUGUAGAAGACUUAAACACAAGUUCACAGCAUCACCUAAUAGGCCAUGUAGAGGAGAUAUCUACCAUUACUCUGCAGAAUGAUUGUCAGGUGCUUGCCAGUGCCAGUGGGGCUCAAGGUCUCACUACACCACAGAUUUGUCUCUGGGACCUUCACACUUUGACUUGUAGCACAACUCUAACUCACCAUGAACAUGAUGUUAUAUGUCUGGCAUACUCCAGGGAUGACAGAUUCCUCAUAUCAAUUGGGGACUAUAGGGAAUGCUCAGUUGUAGUAUGGAGCACACAAAACCAUCAGGUUCUCAUUACAUCUAAGACUGCACUACCUGUGCACCAUGUAGCUUGGGACCCCCACACAUGUAACGAGUUUGUGACUGUUGGCACCAAUGGUACUGUUCUGUUCUGGUUAGUGGAUGAGACUGGUGACGCCCCCUGUCUUAAUCUACAUGAGGCUGAAGUUCCCGAGGAAAUUUUGCAAACCAAUCACAUGGUGACAGGUCAGGUUGACUUCACUAGUGCAGAGUUUGCAGGAGACAGUACAUUAUAUAUAGGAGCAAACAAUGGUAUCAUCUCAGCAUGGGACACAAGGCAGAAUAAAUGCUUCAUGCACUGGGAGGCUGGUUCAACAGAAAUUGAUAUAGUGAUCUCUAGACAUGGAAGACUUGUAACAGGCAGUGUAGGGGGUCAUCUCAAACUAUGGUCAGUGGUGGGGAUAGGCGAGAUGAGGCUCCCUGGAGGCGGGAAUGAUGCUAUACGCCAAGGGGGUCUUACAAUGGAAGAUGAGAUGAUGUUAGAUGGUGAUGUCACAACAGCCAUGUUUGAUGAAACAAUGGAUAUGGGCAUUGUGGGUACAAGUAGCGGUACUCUCUGGUAUAUUAACUGGACAGAACGGACAAGUAUCCGCCUCGUCUCUGGCCACUCACAGAAGGUGAAUGGGGUUGCCAUGUGUACAGCUCCUUAUAUGGCAACAUGUUGUGAUGAUGGAAGUUUGAGGGUGUGGGGCUUGAAAGAACGUGAACAAACUCUACAGUUUCAAGUUAUUGACCAGGCCUGUACCUGUGUUGUCUUUGCCCCAGAACCAACAAGACAGACCCCAUCAUCUGCAACUCCAGUAGGUAUGACAGCAGCUGUCUCUGAAUAUGAUGACUUCACCAAGCUGCCCAGCGUUGCAGGGGGAUACUCUGAUGGAACUCUGCGCAUGUUUGACUUGAAUAAGGUGGAAAUGUCCUUGAAGAUGCACCCUCAUGCUGUUUCUGUCACUACUAUACAGUUUUCAGCUGAUGGUCGUAUGCUGCUCUCUGGAGACUGUGAUGGCUUGAUAUGUAUAAGUAGUCCAACCACAGGGAUGACUGUACGCAUCAUCAAUGAUCACAAAGGUGCUCCCAUAACUAAUAUAGAUGUCACCUUUACACAGGAUCAAGAUCUAGAAGUUCAUGCUCCAUUGCUAUGGCUCGCUACAAGUGCAGAUAGGCGUGUCAGUGUCUGGUCAGCUGAUUGGUCGAAAGACUUCUGUGAGCUUGUUGAUUGGUUAACAUUUGCAGCACCUGGAUUCACUCCAGAUGGUUCAGUGAUAAAGAAAGGAGAUCAGAGCCAGUAUAGAUCUUUGCCUCCCAGUAUAGCAAGGUUUUCUCCUGAAGAACAAGAUGUGAUUGUGUAUAUGGGUUAUGGUAUGGCCAAACAGGUUCAGUUUUAUAGUCUAUCUCAGAGGCAAGUGAUACGUACCCUACCAGUGACUCACUGGCCUGUCUGUAUGGACCUCUCCCCAAAGGCAGCUGUCAUUGCUCUUGGUAUCAGUGAGCGUUUGCUAAAGCUGCAGGACUACUAUGAAGGUAGCUUUCAGGACUAUAUUGGACAUAGCGAUAAGGUUGAGAAUCUCAAAUUCUCUCCAGAUGGAAAAACACUUGUGACUAUAUCACACUCUGAAAUUAUCAUAUGGGAUGUACAUAUCUGAUGUUCUUAAACAAUUUGUGUCGUAUGAGUUUGAGAUAUGCUGGUUUUUCAAGCACAAAUAUAUUAUGCAGUUCUCCAAGUGAUUUUUGAACCUACCAGUAAAUGCAUUGGUAAAUGAAUUAUGUUUGACUUAUAGGGCCAAAGAAAUUCAAAGUUUAAUUCUCAUGAGUGUAAAGGCAAAUUAUGCAUUCUCCAAAUGCAGAGGUCCAGGCAUCACCCAAUGUCUUGACUCCUGCAUUCUUGUUCCAAAGGAGUGGAUGGGAAGAGAUACAGAACUACGUAUACUGCUACUCAAAUGUCCACUAAAAUAUACCCAAAACAUGAACUCUCGUAAAAUAAUUAUUGAUAUUGAUAAUUUCUGCAAGUAGGAUAUGCUGUACUUUGUAUAUUAGUCUGAACUGGACUAAAUGUAUUAGUGAACAGGGAUAAGGGUCUGAUCUGAUAUAUACAAAUGACAGAGUAAUGAAUCAAACUGAAUGGGAAACACAUGUAUGUCUCUACCCCAUCCAGGUAUUAUUUUCACCAAACACUAAGACUUCAGAAUGAGGUCACACAAAAUGCAUGCAAGACAUCUGAAGUGUAUGCAAGAUCAUCAGACCCGUAGCCAGGAUUCCACGGGGGUUCACUUUUCCAAAAGUUCCAGGGGGGUUUACUUUGGAAAAUUUGGCCCAAAAUCACAUAAAAAAGGUCAGAAUGGUGAAAAACUGCA